Molecule: messenger RNA, 498 nt
Organism: Clunio marinus
Lineage: Eukaryota; Metazoa; Arthropoda; Insecta; Diptera; Chironomidae
Source: the annotation of a GenBank genome assembly
AUGGAAUUAUUUGAAGAUGUAACUGAAUUGAAGGAAUUAAUGGAUAAAUUGAUUCUUCAAACAUUAGAAUUAGUUGAGGAAGAUGUGACACUUAAGAUAAAUAUUGAGAAGUUAACAAAUGAAGGUGCUUUGUUAAUGGCGAAAACAAGGUAUUCACAAGGACCAAAAACUGUAUCAGUGUCUCAGCUUCCUGGGGAAUCCGACGAUGGACCAGAAUUUAAUGCAUUGAAAAUAACAGUAAGAUCAGAAAAUGAUCUUGGAACUUCCGAGUUUGAGCUAGAAAAGAGCGCCGUCAACAAAGAAUCAAAUCAUAUUGACCCCAUUAACUGGUUUGGAAUUCUUGUUCCACAAAGCUUGAAAACAGCACGUGAACGCUAUGAAAAAGCUUUGGAACUUGUGAUUGAGUCAGCAAACGUCGAACAAAAGUUACAGAAAAAUUAUCAACUCUACGAAAAACUUAAAAGCAUUAAAGUCACUUUCGAAAACACUGAAGAGUAA